Colletotrichum destructivum is the source of this 3235-nucleotide messenger RNA. RefSeq names its product Putative solute carrier family 13, SPX domain-containing protein. The transcript is spliced from 6 exons. Gene Ontology annotation, molecular function: phosphate transmembrane transporter activity. The record is from RefSeq and is a predicted model, not a curated record. Gene Ontology annotation, cellular component: membrane. Bases 146 to 2980 code for a protein of 944 amino acids. Gene Ontology annotation, biological process: transmembrane transport; phosphate ion transport; polyphosphate metabolic process. Lineage: Eukaryota; Fungi; Ascomycota; Sordariomycetes; Glomerellales; Glomerellaceae.
AUCGCAUUGGACGUGGCACCCGUGGUACUGGAUAACGCUAAUCCCAAAUGAAACCGAUUAUAUCGUCACGCGGCUCGUUCAACAAGCUGGGAAACAGGUUGACCAACGCUUUCCCCACGUGCUGCAGCCACCAAGAACCUGCGGGAUGCUAUCGAGCCGUCGCCUGCGGCCCUCCGCCACCAUACCGCCCCCAGCAGGACUCCGCAAUCCCUCCUCUACCCACCAAGCAAGCGCUGCAAGCCCACAAGUCCUAAUUGACCUCGAUCGGCCGUCGACAGGCUUAGGGGAACGGGGAGGGGGCUCCACCACCAACAGCAACUCCACUGUUGCUCAGACCGAGAGCUACGAGCUUGCGGACUACAAUCACAUCACUGCUCGGAAGUCAGCCGAAUAUCGAGAGGCCCAACUCCAACAGAAAAGACUUUGGAAGAGACGGUGGCUCGAAGAGCAAGACGACAUGAAGUUCUCCCACAGCAUACAGUUUAAUGCUGUUCCGGACUGGAGCAGUCAUUACAUUGCCUACAGCAAUCUCAAGAAGCUGAUAUACCAGCUCGAGAAGACCGUCCACCAAACAUCGUCAGGAGACGCUGAAUCGAGACCCCUUAUCCGAAACGAAGACCCCGAAGAAGUUUUCAGCCGUGCGCUUGGUGUCGAGUUGGAGAAGAUCUGCUCUUUUUACGUUUCCAAGGAGGGCGAGCUUCUCGACGAGGUCAAUCAGUUGCUUGGAGACGUCGGCAACCAUUCCUCCGAAGACGACGAAAUUGAUGGGGAGCCGAGACGGUCUUUUGGCAGCGCGUCCCGUCCGGGGUUGUCGGUGCCCAACGGCAGACGGACCUCUGUCUCGGUCGACGGCAACAUUGAAGACAGCGACGAUGACGACGACGACGACGAAACAACAGGAUUGACGAAAAGUCGAUCCAGUCUUGGCGGUGGUAGACGCAAGACGGCCCCGAACCUCGGGCAGUCGACAACAGACAUGACGGCGUCGACCGAGUUAACGCUGGGAAGGUCGUUGCGGCGGUACAGCACCGCGCAGGACGAUAUGCCCGACCAGACAUUUCUGUACUCCUCGGGUAUCAUGCUGAAGAAGCGGAUCAUCAGUCUCUAUGUGUCGCUCUGCGAGCUCAAGUCAUAUGUACAGCUGAACAGGACCGGUUUCAGGAAGGUCUUGAAGAAGUUCGACAAGAUCUUGGACAAGGAAUUGCGAGUCAAGUACAUGAGCGCCAACAUUGACUCUGCGUACCCCUUCAAGGUGGAGAACAUCAAGACCAUCGAAGAGAACAUCUCCAAGAUGGAAAAGGCGUAUGCCGAGAUUGUCACGAAUGGUGACGAGGGACUUGCCAAACGCGAUCUCAGGUCUCACCUCCGGGAGCAUGUCGUCUGGGAACGCAACACUGUCUGGCGAGACAUGAUCGGAAUGGAGCGCCGCGCGGAGGCUGCCAGCCUGGGAAGAACGCUUCUGGGCAGAGAUGGCGCGGCCGGUUUGAGGCGACUUCAGGGUGACGAUGAGCUUGCCCCAGUAACCAAGGAGGUCGUGACCCCCGUUGGCCGUUUCGUCGUGCCAACAUGGGUCGCUAGCACACCGCUGCUUACCCUUCUGAUCUCUGUUGUCGUCUUCUUCCUGCUCAUUUUCCUGCCCAUCAUGGAGAAACCCGAGCAACAGAACUGCCUAGCUUUGCUGGUGUUUGUCAGCAUCCUGUGGGCUACUGAGGCCAUCCCGUUGUUCGUCACGUCACUCAUGAUACCCUUCCUAUGUGUUGUCUUGACUGUUGUCCGGUCCGAUGACAAGCCUCACAGGAGACUUGAUGCAAAGGCCACCACGGCCUACAUCUUCUCGGCCAUGUGGACGCCUGUCAUUAUGCUUCUGCUGGGCGGCUUCACGCUUGCGGCUGCCCUGUCAAAGUGCAAGAUCGACAAGCGUCUUGCGACCUUCGUGCUUAGCAAAGCAGGCACCACUCCACGCACUGUCCUCAUUGCCAACAUGCUUGUCGCUGCCUUUGCCAGUAUGCUGAUCAGCAACGUCGCCGCACCAGUACUUUGCUUCUCCAUUAUCGAGCCAAUGCUGCGAACGCUACCUUCUGAGUCCAACAUGUCUAAGGCCGUCAUCAUGGGCAUCGCGCUUGCCUCUAACAUUGGCGGUAUGCUGUCGCCCAUUGCUUCGCCCCAGAAUGUUGUCGCCAUCGGCAUCAUGAAGCCGGCGCCCACCUGGAUACAGUGGUUCUUUAUUGUCAUUCCCGUUGGCAUUGUCUCGCUGCUCCUCAUUUGGGUUUUGCUGUUGAUCACCUUUCAACCGAGCAAGGGGACUACCAUCUCCCCGAUCCGUCCUGUCAAGGAGAAGUUCACCGGCAUCCAGUGGUUUGUUUCCAUUGUCACGCUCGUUACGAUUGGACUGUGGUGCGCAAGCCAUCAGAUGGAGUCCAUAUUUGGCGACAUGGGUGUCAUCGCCAUCAUUCCCAUCGUUCUCUUCUUCGGUAUCGGCAUCUUGACCAAAGAAGACUUCAACAAUUUCCCAUGGACCAUCAUCAUCCUUGCUGCUGGAGGUUUGUCGCUGGGCAAAGCUGUCAAGUCAUCUGGUCUCCUGCAUACCGUUGCUGGCAUCGUUACCAAGGAGGUUGAGGGGAUGAGCCUUUACGUUGUUCUCGUUGUCUUCUCGGCACUCAUCCUCGUCAUCGCCACUUUCAUCAGCCAUACCGUCGCGGCUCUCAUCAUCCUUCCGUUGGUAUUUGACGUAGGCAUCAGCAUGGACGAACCUCAUCCCAACCUAUUGGUCAUGGGCGGAGUCCUGAUGUGCAGUGCUGCUAUGGGUCUGCCCACCAGCGGUUUCCCCAACAUGACUGCCAUCAUGAAGGAGGACCCAACAGGCCAGAGGUAUCUCAGAGUGAAGCACUUCAUCAGUCGAGGUGUGCCCAGCAGUAUCCUCACUCUAGUUGUUGUGGUCACCAUGGGUUACGGCUUGAUGAGGGUAGCUGGACUAGACUAAAGAAUGUCUUCAAGAAACCUACAACACACGGUUUGAGCUUAGGAUUCGCUAUGUGCACACUGCUUCUUGUAUUGGUUUGGGUUUGUUGUCUUGAUUGCAUUCAUGGAAGGAGCGCGAGAUCAUGGAAACAUCGUUUUUGGGGCUUCGAACGUAGACGGGACCUGUUCACAUAAACAAUGGGCCAUUUGCCUAUUUUCGGAUUUUUUUCGUCGCGGUUUGUCUUUGCAGUACGUAGAUAGGAGUAACCGAUAGAAU